Spizellomyces punctatus DAOM BR117 is the source of this 2958-nucleotide messenger RNA. RefSeq lists its product as uncharacterized. Bases 112 to 2493 code for a protein of 793 amino acids. The record is from RefSeq and is a predicted model, not a curated record. Lineage: Eukaryota; Fungi; Chytridiomycota; Chytridiomycetes; Spizellomycetales; Spizellomycetaceae. The transcript has 15 exons.
CAUCCUUCAACUAGCACCAUUCCCAGAUCCUCUUCUGUGCACGCCAAGAGUGAUUGCAUUACCCGUUGCUGCCAUAUGUGCUAUUCCCGCUCUAUUGAUUUGUGAAUCAAUAUGCAGAGGAACAAAAAGAUUAGACCAAACGCGAGCAAAAACAUGAAGCCUUUGACCUCCUAUUACGAGCAUAUCCCGCCCCCAAAAGGGAAUGCGUUAAUUACCAAGUACUUCUCAAAGUGUCCAAGCGAGACACCGACCGAAUCCACAGUCCACCACCAGAGCGUUGACCGUACUGGCAAUGGUAAUUUCCAGACGUUGACAGGACACACCGCUGCAACCGAGCAACAAUGUCGUGGGAACAACAUCGUCAUUUUGACGCGGACAGAUGAACUGGCGGAAAACAGCUCAAAACGCGCUAGGCGGGAAACAGUCGGGAUCAUGGAUGACGGGCAGCAACGUGUAAAAAAUGAAGAUGGCAGCAGCUCGGAUCCAUUGGCCGCCCGAUAUUCAGUAACAGGGAAGGAGGUUGCAACCUUAGAGGAUGAAAGCGAAAUGCUGACAGACGGCAUGGCUCUAUCUCCUACCAUUGCGAUCAUUCCGGGUGUAAUAGCAUCCAGAGUCGAAGUACUACCUUUGUCAGCCGAUGUGGAUAAUAGCGAGACCGGCCGCAAUCAACUUGUGGUGGAGGGUCCGUCAGUUUCAAAUCCAUCUCAUCGGAGACUCGAUGAGAGGACCAGCCGGCAUGAUCGAUCGAAAGCUGCUGACAGCUUCGGUGAGACCUCACUUACGCUGAAGAAUGAGGUUGAGCUCGGCUACGCCACAGAUCCCGUCAUAGGACGUGGCAACAACGACGAUGAUGACGACGACGAAGAGCUACUCUUGCCAAACAGCAUCCAUCUGGAAACCGAACAACGACGCUCUUCUCGCGCGAAACGACAUGUGAACUAUGCGCCGCCACCUCUCGACCCCUUCCAAGACCAGAACCUAUUUUCCCAUGCGCAUCGGACGGAGACAAAUUCUUCACCCGGAUAUCGGGCAGGCGCAACAGCAAUGAAGCGUAAGCCCAUGUUCAGUUUGGACUAUCUUCUGAAAGACAAGCGGAAGCAGGAGAACAGACGACUUGAGCAUGAGAGGUUACUGGAACAAGUUGUCAAAGAUGAAGACAAAUCUAGUGCAUUGGAUCUGGGUGUAAUGUCGAAUCGAGUUUUGGGCCAGGAGACUGGCGAAAUCGUCAAUUCUAUGCUUUCGAAACCCGACGGGCCCGAGCAGGAGAUGUCUGUUGCAAUAUUGCAGUCCGUAGUAAUGCCAACGCGUACUUUGCAGCCCUUGCGAACUGCGGUCCUGCCAGCAUGUUUAUCGGAGUCGUUAACAGACAAGGUGAAAGCGGCCACGUUGUUACGGGGUAGUGUCAUGAGCCAUCUAGUUCACAGAAAGCCGGAUUGUGCGGUCGUUGUACUCGAUUGGUUGUUUAGUACAGCCUGUUAUGAAACGGAUCGCCAGCUGGCGGAUCUCGCUUGUCAGAAUUUCACGCGUAUCCACAAUCGGACAAAUUCAAGUGGGUGGAUUUUAACUAUCAAUGCGCUCGGCGAAAUGCUGCGCCAAUUUGGUUGCCCCCCGGAGCUCUUGGAUGACAAUGCGCGACCAUGCCUUGGGUCUUUCAUUAAGCAUCGCGACGUCAAGGUCGAGGCCGAAGGAAGUUCUCUUCAGGACGUGUCGUUUAUUCUCGCCAAGAUACGAAUAUUGAUGACUGUUUUAGGCAUCUGCGCUAGGCAACGGCCUUCUCUGUAUUCGUCCAACGAUCUUCUCAAUGCCCUUCAUAUAGUAGCCAUCUUGUCGACUGAUUCGAGAGUUCAGCUGGCUUAUGCCGAUACAAUUGGAGACACGGUUGCAGAUCUCUGCAAUGCCCUGAAGAUCAAUGAAGGAUGGCCUACACUUUGCGGAACUGUAUGCAUUCGACUUGCCGAGUUUGCUGGCAGUAAGUCAUCCCAUCAUGUUUGGGUGGUCUCCGUCUUCAAUUGGGCGGCCUCCAAAUCGGCAGCGGCGCGCGAAAUUCGACGCCAAUUGGCAAGGCUGUUGAUCCUGCGAAGUGAACAAUGUGAGGACAUCCCCUCUCCUGCCGAUGUCGGCAUAACUUCAUUAGGGACUGUGUGGGCGAAGGUGUCCAGGUAUUCAGUGUUUUCGGUAGCCAAAUACAGUACGGCGCGCGACAAGGAAGAGUAUACAGAGCUCACAGCGCUGGUGAAGAUCUUCAGCCUCGCAGUUGGAAAUAUCGACGACCUAAAGGACCAAAGUAACAUUGUAGCAGAUAUAGCGACGCGGCUGAGGUGUAUUUUCGGCAGCAUAUCGGACCCUCGAGCAGCGUAUCUGGAACGGACAGAGGCGAAGCAUGAACUUAUGCAACUUAGUGCGUGGAUGCGACUCACGGCUUCCAGCGCUUUAGAAACCGAGACACAAACCAAGCUCACCUUUGCGACAUCAGCACUGAGCGAGAGGUCGUGAGCCGUUACAGUGGCAGAGACCUAAGCCUUAACAUGUCAGUUAUCGAAGUACGUAGGCAGAAAGAAAGCCAUUGGGCACAUGCUGCUACGCGACCUAAGGCCCCGAUACAUCUCCACCUCCCACCGGAGGCUGGCAUGAGCAAAAGUAAUCGAUCAAGAUUGGCCAGCAUAGGUUUCAGCAAGCCCCCAACUCCAGGAAAACCGGAGACAUCCUGCACCGUGGAUACCGGUCAACGUUGGAAGUGCUGGAGCCUUUCCCAAAGAGGUCGAGGAUAACGACGUCAGUCCAAGGGCUGGAUGUUUGGCAGUCUAUAAUUGUACCAUCAACGGUUGGGGAAAAGGCGCUGGCCGAGUCUUAGGCUCAAAGGCCACAAUGCUAACUUGCAAUAGAUUGCAAUCAUGACAAGGACACCUUGUUUGGUAAAUACACAUAAGCAAUAGAUACAGAAAAGAGAUAUGAUACAAG